CUGCCAAAUUCCUCCAAAUCAAUCACUUCUCCCUGAAAUUGCAAACCCUACCAGCUGCUAGAUCUACUUUCUUCUCAUGGUAUCAGAGCCUGGUUAAGGCUUCUGCAUACCUCCUCUUCCUUCACUGAUUUUACCCUUUACUUUCUGUCUUUCAUUUCGCCAUGGUUGGGAUUGAGUCAUCGGAUUCUGCUGAGAUGGAGGUUUCACCUCCGCCUCCUCCUUGUUAUGAAGAUCUUUACUCCAAUCCGUUCUACUUGGCUCAAAGUGACAACUCGUUCCUUUCGGUGAUCGAAUUCAAGUUGACAAAUGACAACUACCUCCUUUGGAGCGAGUCCAUGGAGGUUGCCCUUCGCACGAAAAACAAGAUGGGUUUCUUUCUGGGCAUGAUUCAGGUACCUUCUUUGAUAGAUCCAUCUUAUGGAACUUGGGAUCGUGUGAAUGGUACAGUAGUGUGCUGGAUUAGAAACUCUGUAUCAGAGGACAUCGUUCCUAGUCUUCGCAACAUUAGGAUUCUUCAGAAGCUUGGACUUACCGAAAUCCAAGUUUAGCCAAGGUGAUAUUAUAAGAAUUGCUAAUCUCCAGGAGAAGGUUGACUUAGCCAAACAAAGGAACCAAACUGUUAGACAAUAUUUUAGCAAUCUGAAGUUAGCGUGGGAUGAAUUGAAAACCUAUCAACCAAUUCCUUACCGUGAUUGUGCUCCUGGUACCUAUGCAACUGUCAUGAGUAUAGGUGUCAAAACAUAGCCCGACCCGAUUAACCCGCCCGAUCAACCCGACCCGCAACCCGACCGCAACCCGAAUUGACUAAAAGUCAACAACCUGUAACCCGCCCGACCCGCAACCCAACUAACCCGCAACCUGACUAACCCGCAACCCAAUUAACCCGAACCCGAUUGACCCGCAACCCGACUGACCUGCAACCCGAUUAACCCGAACCCGAUUGACCCGAACCCGACUAACCCGUAACGCGACCGACUCAACCCGAAUUUCAUCUAAUCCACUUGAAUAUUUAUAAAAAUAUACAAUACAUAGUUUUUCAAAAUAAAGUUUUUCAUGCUAAACUUAAGUAAAAUUAUUUUUUCAUUUCGUAUAAGAAAUUUUAAAAAUAUGA
Messenger RNA from Linum trigynum, 1111 nucleotides. Lineage: Eukaryota; Viridiplantae; Streptophyta; Magnoliopsida; Malpighiales; Linaceae. The record is from the annotation of a GenBank genome assembly.